GAUGUGGCUCCACCGGGAAUCUCUUAUCUGAACUCUUCCGACUUUUUUCCCCCCGCUCACUGAACCACCUCCUCUUUCCUCUCUUCCCUUUGUGAAAGGUUAUCCGGGAAGGUAAAAGAAGACGACCAAAGUUAUUAGCUCUUCAAACCGCCCCGGCUUGUACCGGGCAGUUGUCGUCAUCAGCACCCCAGAUUUCCCCCUCGGCUCUCUAAAUGGAUGAGGCAGACUCGGUCUCUGCAGUUCAGCACGGGCCAAAAGAUUGGAAACAAGUUCGGAGUUGAGAGGGAAGAAAUGCCUACCAGCUGGCCCGCAGGAGUUUGACUCUGACGGCUUUGUGCUCCAGCAGCUUCUCUUCCCAGCUCCUCACAGACGCGCUCGCUAUGGAUUGUAUCUAUUUAUUCAUAUGCCUCUCGCUCUGUCACGCGUUUGUGGAUCAUAUUUUUGCUGCAGAAAGCCAUGAAAAACUCUCUGGAAAAUUAAGUGAAUAUGGUCUUAUCGUGCCAUUCAGCACAGACUCCCAUGGCCGGUACAUUUCUCACGUGGUGUCCUCGGGAAGCGGAAGUGAGGGUGCAGACGUUGGUGGUGGCGCCCGGGCUUUCGCCGGCAAGAGAAGGGUUCCUCGGGAUGCCCCGGAGAUCCCCGUGGUCAAACCUUCUGCCAAUCAGCACUUGUUUUUCAACGUCACUGUAUUUGGGAAAGAACUGCACCUCCGCCUCAGGGCCAACCGGAGGCUGGUGGCACCAGGAGCCUUGGUGGAAUGGCAGGAGGACUUUCAGGAGAAGGCCAAGGAGCGUAUUCACAGGAACUGUGUUUUCACUGGGGAUGUGAGCGACAUGCCAGAAGCUACGGUGGCGAUCAGCAACUGUGACGGCCUGGCAGGUCUAAUCCGAACUGAUAAUGGGGAGUAUUUCAUUGAGCCACUGGAAAAGGGCAAACAGGACGUGGAAAUGAAGGGACGUGUCCACGUGGUUUACCGCAGGUCGGCCAUCAAGCGGGAGUCGGGGUUGCACAGGGAGGACCACCACAAUGAAGUGACUGACUUUGGGAUCGCGGAUCUGCCAGUGACUCUGGAUCUUGUCAACCAUAAACUUUCCGAGACGGAGCGCAAGCGGCGGCACACCAAGACAGACGACUAUAACAUUGAAGUGCUUCUGGCUGUGGAUGAUUCUGUGGUGCGUUUCCAUGGCAAAGAGCACGUGCAGAACUAUGUUCUCACCCUUAUGAACAUAGUUGAUGAAAUCUACCACGAUGAAUCUUUGGGAACCAGCAUCAACAUCGUCCUUGUCAGAAUGAUUAUGGUCGGGUAUCGACAGUCGAUCAGCCUGAUCGAGCGUGGUAACCCAUCCCGCAGCCUGGAGCAGGUGUGCCGGUGGGCUAACACGCAGCAGCGUCGUGACCCCGACCAUGCCGAGUACCACGACCACGCCAUCUUCCUCACAAGGCAAGAUUUUGGUCCCGCAGGUAUGCAAGGUUACGCUCCAGUGACUGGAAUGUGCCAUCCACUGCGGAGCUGCACUCUCAACCAUGAAGACGGCUUCUCGUCUGCCUUCGUGGUAGCUCAUGAAACCGGUCAUGUGUUGGGGAUGGAACACGACGGUCAAGGGAACCGAUGUGCUGACGAGACCAGCAUGGGCAGCAUCAUGGCACCACUUGUCCAGGCCGCUUUCCAUCGCUAUCACUGGUCACGUUGCAGCAAGCAGGAGCUCAAUCGAUACAUACACUCUUACGACUGUUUGUUGGAUGAUCCCUUUGAACACAAGUGGCCCAAACUCACAGAGCUGCCCGGAAUAAAUUACUCCAUGGAUGAGCAGUGCCGCUUUGAUUUUGGAGUGGGCUAUAAAAUGUGCACUGCAUUCCGUACAUAUGACCCCUGCAAACAACUGUGGUGCAGUCACCCUGACAACCAGUACUUCUGCAAAACUAAGAAAGGUCCUCCGGUGGAUGGCACAGAGUGUGCACCCGGGAAGUGGUGCUUCAAGGGUCACUGCAUUUGGAGAUCCAGCCUACAGCCUCAGGGCCAUGACGGAAGUUGGGGUGCAUGGUCAAAGUUCGGCUCGUGCUCCAGAACAUGUGGUGGCGGUGUUCGGUCUCGCAAUAGACAUUGCAACAAUCCCCCACCGGCUUACGGAGGUCGAGAUUGUCCCGGUUCGGCCUUUGAUUACCAGAUGUGCAACACCGAGGAGUGUGCCGGCCCUUAUGAGGACUUCCGUGCUCAACAGUGUGUCCAGAGAAGCAACAAAUACCACAACAACAUGAAGCACACUUGGCUACCGUACGAGCACCCAGAUGAGAGCCACAAAUGCGAGCUGAGCUGUCGAUCCAAAGAGACCGGAGAGGUGGUUUUUAUGAACCAAGUGUUGCACGACGGCGCUCGCUGCAGCUACUCCGACCCUUUCAGUGUGUGUGCACGAGGAGAGUGCCUGCAUGUGGGCUGCGACAAGGAGGUCGGCUCAUACAAACAGGAGGACAAAUGUGGAGUAUGUGAGGGCGACAACUCCCACUGUCGCACUGUGAAGCUGACCCUCACAAAGACUCCCAAAAAAAACGGUAACAGUUGUAACAGUUUAUUUCAUCUCACUCUGUUCACUGCAGCCUGUUUCACAAUUUAUUGGUUUUCUUUGCCUAAGGAUAGUAAAAUCUCCCGCUGUGUCUCUGUCCUGUCAGGAAUGCUGAAAAUGUUCGACAUCCCCAUAGGAGCACGUCACAUUGUAAUAGAAGAGAAUGAGACAUCCCCACAUAUUAUUGCUGUGAAGAAUCAGGUAACUGGAAACUUCAUCCUCAAUGCAAAGAGUGAGGAGGCUGAGGCCAAGACCUUCAUCGAGAGCGGUUUGCAGUGGGAGUAUAGCGUGGAUGACGGCAAGGAGACUCUCAAGACUUCUGGUCCACUGCACGAAGGAAUUAUAGUGCUGAUCAUUCCCCAGGAAGAGGACGCCAAGAUCAGCUUGACGUACAAGUACAUCAUCCACGAAGACCUGCUGCCCCUCAUCACCAAUAACAACGUGUUGUUGGCCGAGCUGGACACUUAUGAGUGGGCGUUGAAAAGCUGGUCACAGUGCUCCAAACCCUGCGGCGGAGGAAUUCAGUACACCAAAUACGGGUGCAGGAGGAAGAGCGACAGCCGUUUGGUUCAUCGCAAUUUCUGUGAAACCAGCAAGAAGCCCAAGCCCAUCCGAAAACGUUGCAAUGUCCAGGAGUGCAGUCAGCCAGUGUGGGUGGUGGAAGAGUGGACUCCAUGCAGUAAGACGUGUGGCACAUUGGGCUUCCAGACUCGGCUGGUCCAGUGCAUGCAGGCUCUCCACAACGGCACCAACAGACCUGUCCACAGCAAACACUGCAUUGAGGACCGACCUGAGCCCAGACGGGCCUGUAACCAAACCUCAUGCCCUGCACAGUGGAGGACUGGAGCCUGGUCUCAGUGCUCAGUGACCUGCGGACAAGGCAUCCAGCAGAGGCAGGUGGUCUGCAAAACCAGCGACAAUGCGGUGGGAGAAUGCGACGGCGAGAAGCCAGAGACCAUCAUCAUUUGCAUGUUGGCUCAGUGUCAGGGAGAGCCAGUGUCUCUGGGCAACGCCACCAUGGCCGACACGCUGGGUCACCAAAGGGUAUCAGAGAAUCCUGUUAUCAGGCUGUCAUCAAAUGAGCCGUGUCUAGGUGACAAAUCCAUUUUCUGUCAAAUGGAGGUUCUGGCCCGUUAUUGUUCCAUCCCCGGAUACAACAAGCUUUGCUGCGAGUCCUGUAACAAGAAGGAGAGCCAGGUCACUCAGCACCCUGACCUCUAUGUGACCCCAGCUACGGAGCACCAGACCUUCACUUCUGCUGUCUUCUCCACCAGCAGCAGCAGCAGCACACGGCUCCCAGUGCAAACCACUAAAGCCAACAGCAGACAACCUCGGCUCACCACACAACCUCCGACUAGCGCUGGUGUCACAGCGUCUACAGGAUCCUCCACCUCGUACCCUGGGCCGGCUCUACCUCCAAUACCUCCACGGCCAACCGCUGACACGGCCACAGAAAACAGGGCAAACAGCACUUUAAAACCUGUCAAAACAAAAAGGGAUCAUUCAGGAUCCGAGAGCGACUCUGUUCACAGAAAGUCCACUCAGAAAUGAUGAACAUCCGACAUUGUCUCACUUCUUCUUUUUUUUUUUUGAUAAAGUUUGUUAACUGAUCGGACUAAAGAUGGUUACCUCAUCAAAACUGCGGAAACUAAAAAAACAAAGGUGCUGUAAACACGUCGCGUUCUAAAUGUGAGGACUGCAUCCAUGAAGGUCUGUGUUUCAUUUGUUUAUUUAAUAUUCCAAUAUUUGUUGUUGUUUUUUCUAAGCAAACAAGACACGUUUUAGAGGACGGAACACUUCAUGACUGUUCCCAUAAUCAAUGAGCUACAAACCAUGUUGGAGUUUGGAGAGAGAUUUAUUGUGUUUUCCUCAUGUGGCACUUGGGUGAAAGAUGUCAGAAGAGGUCCAAUUUCUGUAAGAAUAUUUCAUGAACCAAUGUUUCACAGACCUUAUUCCUACUCUGUGUACAGCUGUUUUUGUGUUCCAAGUGCAUUAGAACUACUAUUGAACUGGUGUUGUGAACAUGUCAGAAGAACUUGAGCAGUCUGGGGUCUUUGUGAGUCAAAGAUUCAAAUCAUGAGCCACAUAUUUUCACCUAUAACCGCUGAACAAUUCAUUCAUGUUAGAGAGCAAUAGUUAUUAUUUUAAUUUUCUUAACAGGGUGUCAGAAUUUAUAUUUAUUAUUCCAAAUAACAAGACACUAUGUGAUAUUUACAUUUUUUUUGAAGAAAAAAAAAAACUAAUUUAAUAAGCCAUAAAGGGGUUUAUGAUUGGCAGCUUUCCGAAUUUUAUUUAAAAUACAUUGAGAAUUAUACAUGAAUUCAGAUGAAAAGUGGUGUGCUUAUGUAUAGCUCAUAAAUGAAUAAAUAAAGGUAAGAAAUGAACUCAUUUCGAUGUAUAAAUUCCACAGAAACUUCCAUCAUUCAGUCUCUGCAGCCUCACACUCCAGACUCGCCCCCACUGACUGGAGGCGCCAUGCUUCUCCGGUGCUUCUCUUGUUUUCCAAAAACCAUUGUUGAUAAAGAUUGAUAAGGACAGGAAAUGCGUGGUGCUCUUGGUGGAUUGUGAAGUUUCAGCUUUGGCUCCAGCAACAAAAAGUCCUCACCUGUGACUUCCAGGAAACAGUUGUAAAGACACGUCCUAAUUUUGCUUUCUGAUGCAAAUGUAAAUAGUGUACAUUUCACAUUAGGAUAAGAAAAUUGGAAAACUAAGGAGGUGAAAGACCAUUUCUCCAUUGCAGUUCAAGACAUCAUGUGUAUUGUAUAGUUGUGUAUAUACGUGUGUUUAUGCGUGUGUGAAUGGAAGCUUUAAAUGUUAAUAUUUAUUGAGUUUUUAAGUGGU
This is a messenger RNA of Synchiropus splendidus (mandarinfish), 5399 nucleotides long. Its product is annotated as A disintegrin and metalloproteinase with thrombospondin motifs 3. NCBI's taxonomy places the organism in Eukaryota, Metazoa, Chordata, Actinopteri, Syngnathiformes, Callionymidae. Bases 381 to 4109 code for a protein of 1242 amino acids. Gene Ontology annotation, molecular function: metalloendopeptidase activity. Gene Ontology annotation, cellular component: extracellular matrix. The record is from RefSeq and is a predicted model, not a curated record. Gene Ontology annotation, biological process: proteolysis; extracellular matrix organization. The transcript has 21 exons.